AUGGGCGCUGAAGACGGUACCGUCUGGCAGUACGAAAUCGAGUCUGGCCGGAUGGAGAAACUACUUGUUCGAUGCGCGCUACCGGUGCGCGAUAUCGCCGUUUCGAAGGACGGGGAGUGGGCGGCUGUUGCGAGCGAUGAGCUUACGGUCAAGGUUGUGAACAUCGAGGACAUGACAAAGGUCAAAUAUCUCCGGGAACAGGCCAAGGGAACAAAACAUGUCACUUUCGACCCCAGCGGGCGGUACGUUACAGUGUCAUGUACGGACGGGAUGCUCUAUAUCUAUUCAAUGCUCUCCGACGAGCCUGAGCUGGUUCGCAAGGUGGAUGGAGUGAUCCGAAGGCUGGAACCGGAGGAUGAAGCGACCUCGCAGAUUGUGUGGCACCCGGACGGAACGGCAUUUGCGUCUGCGGAAGCGACUCGGGAUAUCGCCAUCUUCUCGGUGGGCGAGUGGAAGAAAGAGAAAGUGUUCUCUGGUGGGCAUAACGGGGAGGUCACGGCGAUUAGCUGGUCGCCUAAUGGGGCGCUACUGGCGACUGCCGGUAAAGAUGGCCAGGUUCUGCUCUGGGAAACGAAGUCGCAAAAGGUUCUGGAGCGGUACGAUUUUGCGAAUGUGAUCAACCUCGCUUGGCACCCGAGCAAUAAUUCGCUGUCAUUCACGACAUCCGACGGAGAGCUGUUCAUCUAUGAUGGUAUUGUGCCGAGAGAGCACCAGCCACUCCUGCAGAAGCCGCUUCAGGCUGCACCGAUCUUUUCUGGACCUUUGACGGAGAUCUCGAACAAUGUGAGACCACCGCUGGCGAACCGGCCCAAGCAGACGAUUGAACGGCGGGCACGCACGCCCGACUCAUUGGAUGAUGUUCUCGACUAUGAUGUCGGCAUGGAAGACUUUGUGGAGGAUGAUGAUGGAGCUGGGUAUGCCGAGGAUCUCGCACGGGGCAAGCGUGCGGGCUCGCAUUUAGAUGAUGCGGAUGGCCGUCCGGACAAGCGGCUAUUAACCUCGUUUGCAAAACCUAAGGUGCAUCCUCCGCUUCAGCCGGGAAGUACACCUUGGAGGGGCAACCGACGGUAUUUGUGUAUGUGUUUGAACUUGACCGGCUGUGUCUGGACGGUUGAUCAAGAAACGCACAACACAGUGACAGUGGAGUUUUACGACCGGGAACUUCACCGCGAUUUCCAUUUCACUGAUCCCUAUCUGUACGACCGGGCGUGUCUCAAUGAGCACGGAACGUUAUUCUCCAACAACCCUACGGACGGCAGCCCUGCCACGAUCUUUUAUCGCCCGCACGAGACGUGGACAACGCGUGCGGACUGGCGGACACAGCUGCCGAAGGGAGAGUUCAUUCGAGCGCUGGCGCUCAGUGAUUCAUACAUUGUCGCAGUGACGACCAAGGACUAUGUCCGUGUAUAUACGCUAUUCGGCACACCGUUCAAAGUGUACAGACAAAAGAGCCCGGCGGUUACUUGCGCCGCCUGGAGAGACUAUAUCAUGACGGUGGGCAAUGGCCCGCUGGGAAGCGAUGGUCGCACGGCCACGCUGCGGUACACUGUGGAGAAUGUCAAGCGGGAUGAAGUGUGCCAGAAUGAGGAUGUGGUCGCCAUCCCGGAGGGUGCCGAGCUGCGGAGUGUCUUCUUCUCCGACGCAGGAGACCCGUGUAUCUACGACUCCGAGGGCGUUCUACUCGUUCUGCAACACUGGCGCACAAACGGGCAGGCUCGCUGGGUCCCGCUACUGGAUACGAGACAGCUCGAGCGUCUUGCGAGUGGUCGCAAGGAGGAGACAUACUGGCCCGUUGCUGUGGCUCAAGACAAGUUCCACUGCAUCAUUCUCAAGGGAGGGGAUAGAUAUCCGUACUUCCCCAGGCCUUUAUUGAGUGAGUUCGACUUCCGCGUCCCCAUCACCGACACGCCUGGAAAAGGACCGGAUGAGGAAGAGGAAGAAGGCAACACACGCGGUGAAGGGGCACGACUCGAGGAAGCGUUUGUUCGGAGCAACAUCAUGCUGUCACUCUUCGAGGACCUCCUGGGAUCCACCAACGCCACUACCGGCCAGCGAGCAGAGUUGGCGCGAAAGGAGCUGGAAGUGGACAAGUUUCUGCUGCAGCUACUGGCAGUGGAAUGCCGCGAGGGUGAAGAGCGCGGCAUGAAGGCUCUGGAGCUGGUGCAGAUGAUGCGCGACCGCAAUGGCAAGAUGGUGGAGGCUGCUGUUAAGGUUGCGCAGCGUUAUGGACGAGGCGUGCUGGAGGACAAGAUCCGCGAUCUGGCGGAGAGGCGGUACAUGGGGGCAGAUGAUGACGAUGAACUGGCAUGA
Molecule: messenger RNA, 2310 nt
Organism: Aspergillus niger
Lineage: Eukaryota; Fungi; Ascomycota; Eurotiomycetes; Eurotiales; Aspergillaceae
Exons: 6
Coding region: 1-2310 (769 amino acids)
Biological process (GO): DNA-templated DNA replication; mitotic cell cycle; DNA repair
Cellular component (GO): nuclear replication fork
Molecular function (GO): protein binding; chromatin binding
Source: RefSeq, a predicted model, not a curated record